AAAAAAACCCCCAGGGUUUUAGCUUGCUUUAAUGACCGUUCUUCUUCAUCUGCCAAAUAUUACUUCCUGAUUCAAAAGUGCUUUAGGGAUGUUGCUUAUGGAUUCCUCAAAGAAGAUAUCUUUCAAUCGUUGCAUUAGAGAUGGAGAUUUAGUUAUUAUUUAUGAGAGGCAUGAUACUAUGAAAGCUGUUAAAGUGUGUGAGAAUUCGGUUCUUCAAAAUCGUUUUGGCAUAUUUAAGCAUUCGGAUUGGAUUGGGAAGCCAUUCGGUUCCAAAGUGUUCAGCAACAAAGGUGGAUUCGUGUACAUAUUGGCUCCGACGCCUGAGUUAUGGACUUUGGUUCUAAGUCACAGGACUCAGAUUCUUUAUAUUGCUGAUAUUAGCUUUGUGGUUAUGUACUUGGAAGUAGUUCCUGGUUGUUUGGUUCUUGAAUCCGGGACCGGUAGUGGGUCGUUAACGACCUCGCUUGCAAGGGCUGUGGCUCCUACUGGACAUGUGUAUACCUUUGAUUUCCAUGAACAGAGGGCUGCCUCAGCUAGAGAGGACUUUGAAAGGACCGGAAUAAGCAAUUUAGUCACUGUGGGAGUUCGAGAUAUCCAGAGUGAGGGAUUUCCCGAUGAGUUUUCCGGGUUGGCUGAUUCUGUAUUUCUGGACCUACCUCAACCUUGGCUUGCCAUCCCUUCCGCUCGAAACAUGCUGAAACAAGAUGGAACUUUGUGUUCCUUCUCACCGUGCAUCGAACAAGUGCAACGCUCAUGCGAAACUCUUAGAUCAGACUUUACAGAUAUAAGGACCUUUGAAAUACUGCUCCGUAUGUACGAACUCCGCGAAUGGAAAAUUGAUCACUCGAAAUUCGAAGAUGGUAGUUCCAUCGCAUACCCUCCGUGCAAGAGGAGACAGCCUUCAAGUGAAGUAAGUGUGGGGGAAAACACAAGUUCUCCGGCAGUCGUGGCUCGGCCAUCAGCUGAAACCCGAGGGCAUACCGGAUAUCUGACAUUCGCAAGACGAAAGUGUGACUCAUGAAAAACAUCAUAAAACUAUAUCGAGAAAUUCGAUCCUUGUCUGGAAAAUUUAUCAUUUUGCGGCGGAAAAUGAUUG
Hibiscus syriacus is the source of this 1096-nucleotide messenger RNA. Its product is annotated as tRNA (adenine(58)-N(1))-methyltransferase catalytic subunit TRMT61A-like. The transcript has 4 exons. Gene Ontology annotation, biological process: tRNA methylation. Bases 89 to 1021 code for a protein of 310 amino acids. Gene Ontology annotation, cellular component: tRNA (m1A) methyltransferase complex; nucleus. NCBI's taxonomy places the organism in Eukaryota, Viridiplantae, Streptophyta, Magnoliopsida, Malvales, Malvaceae. The record is from RefSeq and is a predicted model, not a curated record.